CAACGAGUUGUGAGAGCGCGAUACAUUAAAAUAGCGUUUUCUGACGCCGGGCUGCGCUGGGUGUAGUCCCGGCUGCAGGGGCCGUGACCUCAGCGGGGCGGGACGGCGCGCAGUUCGCUUCGCUUUCCCGGACUGGGAGGCCGGCAGGGCGGGGAAUGGGCUCCCCCCGGCACCGGGCGGCCCUGCGGCUGUACGACUGUCUGCUGCAAGUAUAUAAUGAAGGAAACAAAGGUAUCCCCAAAGACCCAUUUCCCUUUGAGGCUGAUGUCCAAGUACGUUUGGUUGAUGAGGGUUGCGGAAGUCCCUUAGAAAGUUUUUGGAAUGGAAACAGUAUGAUAUUCAUUAUGCAGAAAGUGGGACAUGUUGAAUUAACUGACCAAAUGGAAGAAUCACAAAUAGAUGAUGCCACUUAUAUUUCAGAGUUUGCACUACAGAAGGGUUCUGGACCAGUUGCUCUGUCUGUUACAAGAGCAAAGCAACUGAUUUCACUCUAUACAAUGACACAAAAUCCAAACAUGACCCAUUUGAAGAUAAGCAAACCAGUUGUGCUUCCUCCCCUGUGGGUAAGAUGUGACAGCUCUGACCCUGAGCAUACCUGUUGGCUAGGAGCUGAGCCUCUCAAAAAUGGGAACAAAAUCACAGGGAUCAGUUUUCAUACGGUUACAUGUAAUGGUCCUUCAGCUGAUAUAACCUGUUUUGCAAAUCUAGAAGACCUCAAAAAAGCACACAAAAUCAGACAUCGCGCAUCUAUUGUGGCAACCAAAGGCUUUGCUCAAUAUGAGCUCGUUCGAUCCACUACAUUGGAGGAUACAGUGGUUGAAUCAGAGAGUAAUAUAUAUAUUGAUAUUACAUGGAGUAUUGUGGAUAAGAUUCUACAGACACCUCCACUCACUGCAGCAGCAACAUUGAACAUUAGAUUGGAAUCUGGGGACCCCAGGAGUCCUGUGUUCCAGUUACAUAGAGAACUGCAGUUUCUGUUUGUUCUGGCUGAAGGCUUGAAGACUGGUGUGACUGAAUGGCCUGAGCCUUUGGUAGCUGAAUCAGCGGUUGAGCUCGUCCAGGAACUUCUGAAUGAUUUAAAGAAUAAACUGGAUGGAUUUAAUACAUCAGUACAUAAAAGUGAUGCAGAGAAAGUCCAAUGUGACUCUGCUGCAGUGGACAGUUCAAUAAAAUCACUUUUUAAUGAGCGAGGAGACCUGGAUUUUGCUGAACAAUUGUGGUGCAAAAUGAGAAAGAGUGUCACUUCCUAUCAAGACUUGGUAGAGUGUUUCACACUGAUUAUAAAAUCCGUAGAACAUGGUGAGAUACAGCCUUGGAUUCAUCAAGGGAGUAGCAGUUUACUAAGCAAGUUGAUUCAACAAUCUUAUCAUGGAGCUAUGGAGGCUAUUUCCCUCAGUGGUGUCACUCCAAUUCAAAUGCUUCUGGAGAUUGGUCUGGACAAAAUGAAGAAAGAUUAUGUCAGUUGUUUCAUAGGCCAAGAACUUGCAACAUUGACCUAUCUGGACUACUUCAUUUCCACAUCAGUAGAGCUACAGGAGCAGGUUCAUCGCAUUCAAAAACUUCAUCAUAUGCUGGAAAUAUUGGUCAGCUGCACAGUCUUUCUUCACUUUAAACAUGAGAACCUCUUCCCUUUGAUGCAGUCCUGCAUAAAAUAUUACAAAGAAAAUCCUCUGAAUGAGAAGCAUGUGUUUCAGCUACCAAUCAGACCAGCUGUUGUCAAUAAGUUCUAUCAAAAUGAUCAUGCACAAAUAUGGAGGGUGGAAAUAAAUAGUGGACAUGGUCAGAAGGAGGUUAAAACAGUAUGGCAGCUUAGCACUAGUCCUCCUGUUGAACAUAUGACUUCGAACAACCCAGGAGUAUUUUGUGAUACAACAGUUAAUGGAAACACCGAAGAAAGUAUGUAUUUUAUUACCAUGGCUAACUGCAGUCAGUGUUACGUAAAGGAGGCAUCUGUGGAAACCUUCAAAACAGUGUAAGAAUAAGAAUGGCAUUUUAUUGCGUAUGCAAAAUGAAGAUGUUAUGUAAACUUGUAGUUUUAGUUGCGCUUCCGAAGGAGGAACAUUAAUAGAAUGGCACUGAUAAGUAUGCAGAGUGUGAACACCGUUGGCACAACAAUCUCAGUCACCAUUUCCAUGUGAGUAGUCAAGGGAUCUGAAAUUUGAGAAAAGAAACAAUAAUAGAUAAGAUCUGUUCUAAUGGGAUAAUUUUAGUUAUUUCUUCAUUCUAUUUUUUAAGCAGAGAUGAACAGCUUUGAAUCUAUUUGAACAUAAUUUGUUUAAAGCUCAAAUAAAUUUUUUUACAUAUUGGCAUCUGCAUUAAACUGGUGUCAUUAGAAACAACAGAGAGAAAGAAAUUGUAAAAGCUAGAAUAAACAUUAACAUGUUGUUUUAUAUAUUUUGAAAAUCUGCAGCAAGUUUGUUAGGUUCUCUUCAUCUAGAUCUUUUGUGGUAAAUUCUGAAACAUGUCAGUGCUCAGAGGGUUACAAAAAAUUGUGCUUACCAUGAAUUAGUCUCAGUAUAUUAGCAGCAGUAUUCCGCUGUUCCUCUAAUUUUCAAGGAAAAGGGGAAAAAAGAAAAUAGUCAAAGAAAAAUCCUUGGAAAGCACUCUAACCCUUUGAGGACUGCAUUGUAUCUCUGCGGAAUUAAAAUUAAAUUGCUUCUUUAAACUUUUAUUUGGUGAUUGUAGUACAAAUUAUUUUGAUGCACAAAAUAAUUUGUACUACAAUCACCAAAUAAAAGUUUAAAGAAGCAAUUUAAUUUUAAUAUAAUAUGAUAGUAGCCCUCAAAGAGUUGAAUGAGAAACAUACUUCAGCUAUACUGCCAUGUUAACUCAUAGGGAUGGACCCCUCAUAUCUUAAUCCUACAAUAUGGGCCACACACAUGUACGAUAUUCAUCCCAUCUUCCUUAAUGGCUUCAGGUGUCCACUCCAACAGUGUUUCCCGCAGUUCAGGAACUGAUGACCCCUUCACAAGCCCCAGCAUGGGAGAUGGAGCAGGAGGCAGAAGGGAGGUGUUGGAGGCAGGCCACAGCACUGUGGAUAUUCCAGGAAGUGCUGUGGUUUGUAGGGCAGUCUGGAGAAGCUGCCUUAAUUUAGAUUCUGAGAGCCUGUCUAAUUUAUGCCAGGAGCUUCUCCAGUCCCCAGAGCAACAAAGCACAAAGGUGGUUUAAAGUCCCCUUAGCUCUCCCUCCCACUGGGCUGCGAAUUCUCACCCCUAGUUUUUAGGCUUAUCAUUCAUAGGCUACACAUUUGCCAUUUUCUUUUCCUGUUGCAUGAUUGCCCUGGAUUUGGUUUUUGUUUUUGUUUUUGCUUUAAUGUUUGAAAAAAGCAAACAAUCACUGAGAAAUACUAAUAUCUGCAGAAGUAAGUUUUUAACAGCUAUGGCUCCUCAGUGUUUUUACUAUAAUUCUUAAGAAAAGAAAAUUCAAAAAUAUUAAUAAACUGUAAUACAAUCCUGUUAGCUGCACUAUUUUGAACUACUAGUAGUAAAUUUAAGAGGUACUGUUUGAUUCUGAAGUUUGUCAUAAUUUUUAAAAAGAUUUGGUUUUCUAUUUUCAAGGAGAAAAUAUUUCAAGAACCCAAUUUUUAUGUACUAUCAGUCACAGAAAUGUUUUCCCUUUAAAUCCAUAUCAUAUAUAUUUACUGGAUGAGUAAAACAGAAUAAAUGUAUAGUAGUUACCUGCAGCAAGGAGUCGGUUUGUGAUAGAACAAGUCUCUAUGGCCUUUUGGUGCCAACUUUUCACCUAAUAAAUUCAAUAUUAUUUAUUAUUUGAUGUGAUACUAAUGGUUUCACUAAACUUUGAAUAUAUUCAGUCUUCUUAGCGCCAUUUUCUAUGCCUCUGAACUUCAGUGAUUUACAACUCUUUCCAGUACACUCUUAUUCUCACGCUAUAUGUUGAUUGUAUGACUUUUUAUGUUACUUUGUACAUGUUAUGAUGAAUACUAUUGUAAUACGUUUUCAUGUUGUUAAUUGUUUGGUACAAUACAAAAUAAACUGGAAAACCCACUCAAUAUUUUCCAUAUUAUUUUCCAGGGUUUUUCAUGUUUUAGAUAUCAUGCACAUGCAAUGUCUGGAAAGCACAAAAGGCAAUGUCUCUAAACAUAGUAAAUUAAUAAUGUGGGGAUUGUGAUUACAAAGUUUUAUUUAAGUAGUUAAUUUAUUUAUGUGUUCAAAAACAUUGAAAGUGUUAUAAAAGAACAAUAAGAGUAAGAUUAGAUUUCAUCAUUCUCUUCCCUCCCUCAUCCCCCUCCCACAAUUUGACAUAAUCCUAAAUUAAAUGAGUAGGUAUACUAUAGUAAUCUAAGGUCAAAUCCCACAUACUUUACUCAUGUGAGUUAUUUUUUUUUAUCAAACUCAAAGCAGA
This is a messenger RNA of Dermochelys coriacea (leatherback sea turtle), 4362 nucleotides long. It is a transcript of the gene ZWILCH, whose product is annotated as zwilch kinetochore protein. NCBI's taxonomy places the organism in Eukaryota, Metazoa, Chordata, Testudines, Dermochelyidae. The record is from RefSeq and is a predicted model, not a curated record. Gene Ontology annotation, cellular component: RZZ complex. The coding region runs from base 156 to 1976 and encodes 606 amino acids. The transcript has 19 exons. Gene Ontology annotation, biological process: mitotic spindle assembly checkpoint signaling; protein localization to kinetochore.